UCUAAAAUACAUGCCAAGAGGGCAUCAUUGUGUGACCAGUCAGGUGAUUAGGAAAAAGUACAACAUUUGCAUCCGAGUGGAUUUUAAAUUGCAUUUGCAGCCUGUGCUGGGUUGGUGGAACAUGGGCACGCGGAUCCACAAGGUCUCUGGACUUAUCGUCUCGUUGAUAUUUACCUGUCAUCUAGUGAAUGUGGCUCAGAGCUCCAAGGUGUGGGGAGAAGUGCCGCUGCCCGAGGACCUGGAUUCAUCAAGGACUGUUGUCCAAAGAUCUCAGCGCUUCCUGGACGAUGACGAGGACUUCGCUGCCGAUGAAGCAUCAGGAGAUCUGCCCAGUGGAGAGGAGGACGGAAGCACGCCAGAACCCACAGUGGUGACUGAGAUCAGCACAACGUACUACAGAGCUCUGGUGAACUUCACAGACUCCAUCGUGUACAGGCCUGACAUGGAGGACAUCUACUCGCUGUCUUUCCAGGAGAUUUCGGAUGCGGUGGUGGACACGUUGGAGUCAGAGUACAACAAGAUCUCAGGCAUCCAGACUGUAAAUGUGGUCCUCAUCAAGAAGAUGCCCAGGCAGAAUGGAGUGGAUGUGUUUGUAGAGCUUGACGUGGGCUCUGACUACAACAACAACGAAAAUCAGAUCCGCAACGUGUUGUAUGGAGUGGUGAAGGAGGGAACCAUCGCCUCCUACAUCACCUCUGUUCAGGGAUUCCAGUUCAGACGCCUGGGAGAAGUGAUCCCCAACCCUCUGCCCUGCAUGAAGGAUGAGCACACGUGUCAGGAUGGGGGUUGCAUCCCUCUGGAGUACCUGUGUGACAACAGACCUGAUUGCAAUGACAUGAGUGAUGAGCUGGAUUGUGAUCAGAUUCAGCCUGGACCAGUGACCCCCACCCCCACCCCUCCCACCACCACCCCCAUCAAGAAGUCCACACGCCCCCUUGGCCCCGUAGGGCCCUGCAAAGUGGACCAGGCCACCUGCCAGAACGGGGAAUGUGUCCCCAGAGACUACCUGUGCGAUGGAGAGAGGGAUUGCUCUGACGGCAGCGACGAGUUCAGAUGUGGCACUCCCUCUCCCUGUGAACCCAAUGAGUUCAAGUGUAAGAACGGCCGCUGUGCUCUCAAGCUGUGGCGCUGUGAUGGAGACAACGACUGCGAGGACAACUCAGACGAGACCGACUGCCCCACCAGAGGUCCAGGUGACACGUGUGCCCCAGAGCAGUUUGUGUGCCUCAGUGACCGCACCUGCAUCCCAUCUAGCUACCAGUGUGAUGAGGAGCCCGACUGCCCUGACCGCUCGGAUGAGUUCGGCUGCACUCCUCCCACAGUGACCAGUCCCCCAGAGGAAUCUAUUGAGGCGGAGCGGGGGGAGACGGUGACUUUCAACUGUGUGGCAGUUGGUGUUCCCACCCCCAUCAUCACCUGGAGGCUCAACUGGGGCCAUAUCCCCAUCAGUGGCAGGAUCUCAUUGACCAGUGAGAAUGGGCGUGGCAGCCUGACCAUCCGUGACGUAAAGGAGGCGGACCAGGGGGCGUACACCUGUGAGGCCAUCAACGCCAAAGGCCUUGUGUUUGGUAUCCCUGACGGGGUGCUCAGCCUCACACAGAAACCAGGAAACUGUCCCGACGGUCACUUCAGUGUGGAGGGACGUUGUAUCUCCUGCUUCUGCUUCGGCAUCACCAAGAACUGUGGGAACACUGGACGCUACCGAAACCAGAUCAAUCUGCGCUUCACUGACGAGGACGACUUCAAAGGAGUGAACGUGACAUACCCCUCUCGGCCGGGCACCCCUCCUCUCUCCUCCACUCAGCUCCUCAUCAACCCAGAGGAAGAGGAGUUCCAGCUAGUCGACCUAUCACGGCGCUUCCUCAUCCUUGAUUCAUUUUGGACGCUGCCACGCCAGUUCCUGGGAAACAAGAUUGACUCCUAUGGAGGGUCCCUGAAGUACAAGGUGCGCUACACGCUGGCCCGUGGCGAGACUGAGCCUGAGGAGAAACCAGACGUGGUCCUGACCGGGAACGGUCAGAGACUGGUCUACCGCAGGGGCAACCCCACCCCCUCCAGAGAGGUCAACCAGAAGGAGAUCAAGUUUACUGAGGACAACUGGCAGCACUCGUCGGGUCGCCAGGUGUCCCGUGAGGACCUGAUGAUGACGCUGGCCAGCCUGGAGAGCAUUAGCAUCCGCACCAUCUACGACAACCACAUGGUGAGCGUGGCGCUCAGCGACAUCGUCAUGGACACCACCACUGUGGAGUACAACAUCCAUGACAAUGCCAAAGAUGUGGAGGAGUGCAGGUGUCCCCCUGGCUACUCAGGGCUGUCCUGUGAACAGUGCUCCACUGGCUUUGAGCGUGUGUCUGGGGGGAACUUCCUGGGAUCCUGUGCUGGAUGUAACUGUAACGGACACGCCAGCGCCUGCGACCCCAUCAGUGGACACUGUCUGAGCUGUCAGCACAACACUGAAGGUCCUCAGUGUGACAAGUGCAGACCAGGCUACUUCGGUGACCCCAGGCGAGGUCGCCCCGAUGACUGCAAGCCCUGUCCCUGCCCAUACACUGAGACAUCCCGCAGGUUCUCCGACACCUGUUUCCUGGACCAUGACUCCCAGGCCACGUGCGACGCCUGCGCGCCAGGCUACACCGGCCGUCGCUGUGAAAAGUGUGCAUCUGGGUAUCAGGGUAACCCAUUGCAGCCCAAUGGCAAAUGUUUUACAACCCCAAACUCAAAGUGUGAUAUUCGAGGAACAGUGAAUUCCAACAGCAGACCAUGCGCCUGCAAGUCCAACGUGGCGGGGUCGCAGUGUGACGAGUGUAAGAGCGGCUCCUUCCACCUGACGGAGGACAACCCAGAGGGCUGUCUGCAGUGCUUCUGUAUGGGCGUCACCAAGCAGUGUGUCAGCUCCACGUGGAGCCGAGACCAGGUCCGUGGCGGUGUGAAUGGUCAGCUCUUCUCCCUCUCCAACGGAGCCAAUACCAGAACAAUCACAGACGGCAUCACUCAGAGAGGCUCCUCGGGGGUGGCGUACCGCUCCUUCUCUGACAUCCCCAAGGACAUCUACUACUGGGUCCUACCAGACAGCUUCAGAGGAGACAAGGUGACAGCCUACGGCGGGGAGCUGCGCUACACUGUGCACUACGAGCCCCGACAACGCUCCCUGGUGAUUGACAGACAGCCAGACGUGGUUCUCCAAGGCAACGGCAUCUUCCUGGAACACUUCUCCCAGAUUAAGCCCCUCCCCCCCGCCACUGUCACUGUCACCUUCAGAGAAUCUGCAUGGAGGCGUGCUGAUGGACAGCCCUGCACACGUGAACACCUCCUCAUGGCCUUGGCUGACACUACAGUCUUCAUGAUCAGAGCCACCUACGCUGUCAACAUGGUUGAGUCCAGUCUCUCAGACAUCCGGAUGGAUAUUGCAGUGCCACAUUCCACAGGCAACGAACGGGCCCUGGAAGUGGAGGAGUGUGCCUGCCCCCAGGGCUACAACGGGCCAUCAUGUCAGGAGUGUGAUGUGGGCUACACCCGUACAGGCUCUGGGCUCUACCUGGGUACCUGUGAGAGGUGCGACUGUAACGGCCACGCCAGCGGCUGUGACCUGGAGACAGGCGCGUGCUUGCAAUGCCUUCACAACACGGCCGGCCCAAGGUGUGAGCGCUGUUUGCCAGGUUUCUACGGCAACCCUAUGACGGACGGACCUCAGGCUUGUCAGUCCUGCCCCUGCCCUGGCACUUCCCCCAGCAACCAGUAUUCUCUGUCUUGCUACAAGGAUGCGGACGGUCAGCCGACAUGUGAUAACUGUCCCCCUGGCUCCACCGGCCGGCGCUGCGAAAGAUGUGCUGCUGGGUACACAGGCAACCCACAGCUUGGACAAACGUGUAUUGUUGGCAACAAUGAUCUGAAUGAUAACUGCUACGACUGUGAUCAGAGAGGAAGUGAAGGAUGCAAUGGAAAUGGUGUGUGUCGCUGCAAGAUGAACGUUGAGGGCCCUGAUUGCUCCAACUGUAAGCAGGGAACCUUCCACCUCAGCACAGACAACAAAGAUGGCUGCCUGUCCUGCUUCUGCAUGGGAGUCACUCAGCAGUGCUCCAGCUCCUCCCACGACAGAGACCAGGUGUCAUCCGUCUUUGCCCCAGGCAACUUCCAGGGCUUUGCUUUGGUCAACCGGCAGCGCACCAACCGCAUCUCCACCGGAUUCACCGUGGAGGUGUCCACUGACGGCACCCAGCUCUCCUACAGCAACUUUGACUACCUGGGCCAGGAGCCCCACUAUUGGCAGCUGCCCGAGGCUUUCCAAGGGGAUAAGGUGAACUCGUAUGGUGGGAAGCUGAAGUAUACCAUCUCCUAUGUAGCCGGCCAGAGAGGAACAGCCAUCGAAGACGCUGAUGUUCAGAUUAUUGGAAAUGACAUCACCCUGGUGGCUCGCCAGCUUUGGCAGAGGGGAAAGGUUACAAGAGAGUCCCGCCAGUUUGAGCUCGUCUUCAGAGAGGAGAACUGGCGUCGCCCAGACGGCAUGCCUGCCACUAGGGAGCACCUGAUGAUGGUGCUGGCUGACCUGGAUGACAUCCUGGUGCGGGCCUCCUACUACACAGAGAUGAGGUCCUCCAGCAUCUCCGAGGUCAGCAUGGAGGUGGCCGUGCCCAACUACAGCGGCCUGGCUCAGGCUCUGGAGGUUGAGCAGUGCCGCUGCCCGCCCGCCUACCAGGGACUCUCCUGUCAGGACUGUGCCCCUGGCUACACUCGUACCGGAGGGGGCCUGUACCUGGGCCACUGUGAGCUGUGUGAGUGCAACGGGCACUCUGACUCCUGCCACCCCGAGAAUGGCAUCUGCACGAGCUGUCUGCACAACACCCAGGGAGAGCUGUGUGAGCAGUGUGCCCCAGGUUUCUAUGGGGAUCCCACCGCUGGAACCCCAGAGGACUGCCAGCCCUGUGCCUGCCCUCACACCGACCCUGACAACCAGUUCUCCCCCACCUGUGAGAGCCUUGGUAACGGUGGUUAUCAGUGUACUGCUUGCCAGCCUGGAUACACUGGCCAGUACUGUGAGCGCUGUGCAACUGGAUACGUUGGAAAUCCACAAGACAGGAUUAAGUGUCGUCCAUUCAAUACGGCAGCCUCCCUGGUGGUGAAAGUGUACCCUGAGAGGGUUUUGGUGGCCCAGGGCAGCCCAGUGACCCUGCGGUGCCAGGUGACCGGCCCUCCACCCCACUACUACUACUGGUCCAGGGAGGAUGGACGCCCCGUGACCAACAGCGCCGUCAGACAGAGACAAGGAGAGGAGCUGCAUAUCCCCAGUGUUCAGCCCAGUGACACAGGCAUGUAUGUCUGUACCUGCAGGGACCAACGCAACACCAACAGGAGCCGCGCUGAGAUUGUCGUCACAACUGUCUCGUACAAACCCAUUCAAGUGACCAUCGAGGAGCCCAAAGCACGGAGUGUCACAGUUGGCGCAACAGUCAGCUUCAUCUGCACAGCCAAGAGCCAGUCUCCAGCCUACACCCUGGUGUGGACUCGGCGGGGUAACGGCAAGCUGCCCAACAGAGCCAUGGACUUCAACGGCAUCCUGACCAUCCAGAACGUCCAGCCUGAGGACGCUGGCAUCUACGUGUGUACAGGCUCCAACAUGUUUGCCAUGGACGAGGGUACUGCCGUCCUCUACGUGCCAGAGGCCUCACAGACUCAGAUGUUUUACACGACCUAUGAAAUGUUGGAAGGACAUGGAAAGCCUCGCGGGGGGGCCCAGCCAGUGGCUACUGUCACUCCCUCUGUCCUGACCAUCCAGCAAGGAGGCCAUGCUGAGUUCCACUGUACUGUGACUGGCAACCCUACCCCUGCCACCGAAUGGAUAGGUCCCGGUAAUAGGAUGAGCCCCAAUGCUGUGGUCCGUGGAGGGGUCCUGACCAUCCCUGCUGUGGAGAGCGAGAAUGGAGGGGAGUACGUCUGCAAGGCCCUCAACACCCACGGAGAACACACAUCACGGGCUGUCCUCCACGUUAGUGGUUCCCAAACUGUGGGUCGGAACCCACUUGUGGGUCACAGCAGGGGUCCAGCUUCAGGUGCCAGCCUGCCCCACGUGCAGGUGAGCCCCCAGAGGGUGGACAUCUAUGAGGGUGAGACUCUGAGGCUGUACUGCAGGGCUGGAGGCAGGCCCAGCCCCGGACUCACCUGGAAGAAACAGGAAGGACAACUCCCCCCGCAGGCCAUUCCUUCUCACGGUUUCCAACCGUUUAAAAGCAACAGUCUCGAUGUGUUACAGAGACGUAUUGAGGAGCUGCAGGCCAGUAUGGAGCGCACAGACAUUGGCACCCUGCUAAUCCCUAACAUCAAGUCGUCUGACUCUGGCACCUACUUGUGUGUGGGCACCAACUCCAUCGGAUCCUCAGAGGCUCGCAUCGAGGUCACUGUCAAUAGAGCAAUAGGAGGAGACACCAUCUCGUCAGCCAUCACCAUCCAGCCCUCCAUAGCUGACGUCCAGGAGGGACAGAGCCUGGACCUCAACUGUUUUGUCCCUGGUAACCCCCCACCUGCUGUCACCUGGAGGAGGGAAAGUGGACGCCUGUCCACCAAUCACCAGGUUCUGGGCACCAAGCUGCGUAUCCUCUCUGCCGGUCCAGAUGACUCUGGGAAGUAUAUCUGUCUUGUGGAGGGAGGGCCUGGUACUCCUGUCCGUCAGGCCUCAGUCUCUGUCUCAGUCACUGCCACCUCCUCUCGUCUGCAGACACCCAUCAUCUCCAUUGAGCCCCAAAGUGCAGCAUUGCGACAGGGAGAGUCAGCCAGCUUCAAGUGCAGAGUCUACGGUGGAGCAGAGCCCAUACGUCUGGAGUGGAAACUGUCCAACAACCAGCCCUUUCCUGACAAUGUGAAGGUUGGCCAUUACGGCACUGUCAUCACCAUCGCUGACGCCCGCCCGAGCAACCAGGGCACCUACAACUGUGUGGCUACCAACCUGUUUGGAAUCACCCAGAGUAUCGUCUCUCUGAUCAUCAGAGAGUCUCCUGUAGCGACCAUCACCCCUCAGGGGCCCGUGCGAGUCAGGAUGGGUGGACCCAUUAACCUGGAGUGCCAGGCUUCCGGGGAGCCACGCCCAUCUGUCACAUGGCACAGACUGGACAGCGCCCGCAACACCAUGCUUAGCAGCCCUGUGCCCAUGGAGUCCAACGCCGUCAUGCAGGUCCUAGUGGCCCGUCCAGAGGACAGUGGUACCUACGUAUGCACAGCCCGCAACGACGAGGGCACCACAGAGACCAGGGUGGAGGUGAUCGUGGAGGGGGCUGCCCAGGUGCCCGUCACGCCCCGUGCCUCUGUGCCCGAUCCCCUCAUGGUGGUGGUGGAGGGACAGAGCACCACACUGAGAUGUGACGCUCACGGCUUCCCUGUCCCUAAGAUCACGUGGUCUAAGCUGCGUGCCCCUCUCCCCUGGAGACAUAAGGUAGUGGACAACACGCUGAUCCUGCCCAAUGUUGGCCGGGCAGACUCUGGAGAGUACAUCUGCAACGCCACCAACAGCAUGGGCACCACCGAAGUCACCAUCAUGCUGGACGUGGAGACUCCUCCCUAUGCCACCUCCAUGCCCGACGACGUGGCAGUGCGUGUGGGCGAGGUGAUCCGGCUGCAGUGCCUGGCCCAUGGUACUCCCCCCCUGCUCUUCCAGUGGACCAAGCUGAAUGGCAGCCUGUCCACCAGGGCCGACGUCCAAGGAGGAGACCUCCAGAUUAACCUAGCCACACCCGAAGACGCUGGCACCUACAAGUGUGUCGCCACCAACAAAGUGGGCACCAGUGAAGCACAUGCCACAGUCACUGUCAGGUCCCCCCUGGCAGUGCGUGUGUCUCCUCAGGUGGAGGUAAAGGCCCGGGGUAGUGCUGUAGAGUUUACCUGCUCUGCUGCAGGAGGCCUGGGGACCACCAUAGAGUGGCUGAAGGAGGGAGGAGCCCUGCCCCCCAACCAUCACAUCAAAGAUGGGGUGCUGAGGAUUGAGAACCUGGAGCAGCGCAACGAGGGCAUCUACAUCUGCAGAGCCACCAGUGUUCACGGCCAGGCCCAGGACUCCGCCAAGCUUACCAUCCAAGCCCUGCCCAAGGUGAUGAUCAACGUACGUACCGCUGUGCAGACAGUGAUGGUGGGUAACUCUGUGGAGUUUGAGUGCCAGGCAAUCGGCGAGCCCCAGCCCACGCUGCGCUGGAGCAGGGUGGGAGGGCCCCUGCCGGCACACAUCAUGGUGAAGGGAGGCAUGCUGAAGAUCGAUCAGGUUUCUGAUGCUGACGCUGGACAGUACCGCUGCACUGCCACCAACGACGUGGGCUCUGUGCAGUCUCAGGUGGUCCUACAUGUCCAGUCCCUACCCCAGAUCGCAGCUCUGCCAGAGCUGAACGAAGUGACAGUGGGAUCAGAUGCUGUCCUGCCCUGUGUGGCAUCAGGCUACCCAGUGCCUGCCAUCAAAUGGUCCAAGCUGGAUGGGGAACUCCCUCCUAAGUGUAGACAGGUAGUCAACACCUUGACGGUUCCCGAAGUGACCCACAAGGAUUCUGGCACCUACGUGUGCACUGCCUCCAACAAGCAGGGCAAAGUGGAGGCCUUAACAACCCUCAAAGUCCAUGAUCGAGUGAUGCCCUAUUUCACCCAGGAGCCCCUGUCCUAUCUCACUCUGCCCACCAUCAAGAACGCCUACAAGUCCUUCAGCAUCAAGAUCAGCUUCAGGCCAGACAAUCCUGAUGGUCUCAUCCUCUAUGCGGGUAUGAUCAUCUACAAUGGACAGAAGAGGACCAUGGGAGCAGACUUCAUCUCUCUGGGGCUGGUGGGAGGCAGGCCUGAGUUCAGGUUUGACGUGGGUUCUGGCAUGGCCACCAUCCGCUACCCCACCCCCAUCAAACUGGGAGAGUUCCACACCAUAGAGCUCUACCGCAACCAAACCCAAGGCUCCAUCAUAGUGGACAGGGAGGCCCCCGUCAAUGGGAGCUCACAGGGAAAGUUCCAGGGACUGGAUCUAAACGAGGAGUUGUAUGUGGGUGGUUACCCCAACUACACCCUAUUGGCCAAGACAGCUGGCCUCAAGACCGGCUUUGUCGGGUGCAUCCGUAAGCUGGUCAUCCAAGGUGAUGAGAUCAUCUUCAAGGAUCUGCAGCGCAGCUCCACGGGCGUGUCCAACUGUCCCGUCUGCACUGACCGCCCCUGUCAGAAUGGAGGGAUGUGCCAGGACUCUGAGGCCAGUCUGUACAAGUGCAGCUGUCCCAGAGGAUUCACAGGGAGUAACUGCCAGCACCACUCCUCCCUGCACUGCCACCCAGAGGCUUGUGGACCGGACGCCACCUGCAUCAACCGUCAGGAAACCCUGGGCUACGACUGUCGAUGCCACCUGGGCAAGUCUGGAAACAAGUGCAUGGACGGUGAAUUGGUGACUACUCCCCUGUUUGACGGUACGGACUCGUACAUUGCAUACCCUCCUCUGACCAACAUCCACAACGACCUGCGCAUCGGGAUGGAGUUCAAACCCAUGGCCCUGAACGGCCUGAUGUUCUUCAGCGUGGGCAAGAAGAUGAAGACUGAGGACUUUGUCUCCCUGGAGAUGGUAGAUGGAUACGUGCAAUUCCGCUAUGAACUGGGGACUGGCCAAGCUGUCCUGCGCAGUCCUGAGCCGAUCACCCGUGGCCAGUGGCACCGCGUGGAAGCCGGGCGCCUCGACAAGGACGGCUCUCUGACGGUUGACGGUGGCCGGGAGGUCAGGAGGUCGUCACCUGGCAAGGCCCAGGGCCUGAACAUCCACACCCCCAUGUACCUGGGAGGAGUCCCCAACUUUGAGAUCGUACCCAAGACCCUUAACAUCAGUGAUAUGUUUUAUGGAUGCGUUGGAGAGGUGUCCAUCAAUGGUAAGAAGGUGGACCUGUCCUACAGCUUCACAGAGAGCAUGGCCAUCGUCCAGUGUACGGACAACAGUCCCUGUGACCGCAACCCCUGUCUGAACGGGGCGAGAUGCAUGCCCACUGCUGAGUAUGAAUACCAGUGUCUCUGCAAGGAUGGCUUCGAGGGUGAGCGCUGUGAGGUGGUGAGGGACACCUGCCAGAGCAGUGACCAGUGCCAGAAUGGAGGCAGCUGUGUGAAUGGCCAGUGUGUGUGUCCCGUAGGCUUCAAUGGCCCCAUCUGUGGACAGAGCCAGGUCUCCAGCUUCGCCGAGGCCCUGUGGAAUUUGGAGGGUAGCGGGGGGAAUGAUGCCCCCAUUGAGUAUGCAGCUCAAUUCUAUGACAACGGUUACCUUGCUCUUCCCAAGACGAUCUUCCCCAGAAGCGGCCCUGACGCUCCAGAGACCAUCGAGAUGGAGCUCAAGGUCAACACCUCCUCCAAAGAGGGCCUGAUCCUGUGGCAGGGAGUAGAGCUUGGAGAUCAAGGAAAGGGCAAGGACUUUAUAAGUCUUGGUCUGCAAAACGGACACUUAGUCUUCAGCUACCAGCUGGGCAGUGGAGAGUCUCAGAUACAGUCCAGAGAGCCCAUCAAUGAUGGCAGAUGGCACAAGGUCACUGCCGUGAGAACUGGUAAACAGGGAUAUAUUCAGAUAGACGGAGCAGCCAUUCAACGAGGACAAUCACAAGGCAAAAGCAUCAUGGUGAACACCAAAGGCAGCGUAUACCUGGGGGGAGCCCCAGAUAUAUCUGCGAUGACGGGAGGGAAGUUCUCCUCGGGGCUCACAGGCUGUGUGAGGAACCUGUCUCUGAUGAACGCCCGGCCGGGAGACCAGCCAGCCAGACCCAUCGAGCUGCAGGCCGCCGCAGAGAAUGGCAUCAACGUUGGGCGCUGCUCCUCAUAGACCUAUAGCAGCCCCCCCCCCCCCACACACACACACAGAGACUAUGGAGACGAGAUUCAAUCAGACUCACAGAGAGACUUGCCCACGUACAUACAUACAGUCAGUUUGAAAAAAAAACAUGGUGCUUUGCUGCUACCAAAAACAAAGUUACUCAACAAAAUUAUAUUUUGCUCUCUGUGCAUUGAAUCAAAAAAAAGGUGAACAAAUACUAACAAGUCUUCACUUGCUUAGUGCUGUAUUCUCAAUGAAGGACACAGGAGAUCCAGUACAGUUUUCAUACUCCCAGCAGUAGCUUUUAGUCAUGAGAAAGAGUCAAAUGCCAUAGGCCUUCUACAAUGGAUCAGAUCCUAUGGAGUUGGAGAUGUUUUUACAGCACUGAAUUUUUAUUUCUAUACAUAUAAAUAUAUAUUAUAUAUUUGUGGGGGAAACAUGCAAACUAACCAUAACUGCUCUUUGUCCUAGAGUUGAUUUUGGGUUCUAAUAUUGUGUGUGUCCAGGGCUUUUUUUAUAAGGCCUAGUUGUGUUAAUACUUGCAGACAUUAAAGCCUUCUUUCUUCACUUCUG
Oncorhynchus gorbuscha (pink salmon) is the source of this 11347-nucleotide messenger RNA. Its product is annotated as basement membrane-specific heparan sulfate proteoglycan core protein-like. Gene Ontology annotation, molecular function: protein binding; calcium ion binding. Lineage: Eukaryota; Metazoa; Chordata; Actinopteri; Salmoniformes; Salmonidae. The record is from RefSeq and is a predicted model, not a curated record.